Messenger RNA from Owenia fusiformis, 1995 nucleotides. The record is from the annotation of a GenBank genome assembly. NCBI's taxonomy places the organism in Eukaryota, Metazoa, Annelida, Polychaeta, Sabellida, Oweniidae.
AUGAAAGCUAUUGACUUUAGCCAUGUAGGAGUUGGUUCAAAGUCUCAUGCUUUCAGUUUGGUGUUAUUCUCCUAUGACUUUUCCAAUUAUAUAACUUCCAUUACAACAACAGAGGCUGAGGAGAAAGAGCAACAUCAACAGAAGACUACCACUACUAGCCGUCCAACAACCACCACCCCCAGGUCAUCAACACAAUCCACAAUCUCAACUACUUUACCUCCAUUUUUAUCAUCGUGUGGCCAGCCUUUCUUUACUCCAAGUCCAAGGCGUGCAGAACCUAGGAUCAUAGGUGGAGAGGCAGCCGUGAAUCAUACGUGGCCCUGGGCUGUGAGCUUAUUAUGGAAUGGUGAACACUACUGUGGGGGUACUCUCAUCAGCCGGUCAUAUGUCGUAACAGCUGCACAUUGUUUUGUAAAUCAACGAGCAAUAUUCUAUCGGAAUUGGACGUUAGUGUUUGGUGAACACGAUUUAUCAAUUACUGAAAAAUCCCAACAGGAACGAAAGAUGAACUCAUUCACCAUACAUCCGUUUUAUGAGGCAGAGGGCGUCCUUCACGACAUAGCCCUGGUAGAGUUGAACAGACCCAUCGACUAUAACAUAUAUGUAAGCCCUGUUUGCUUACCCCAUGUUGACUAUUUCGAAAAGGCCGUUACAGAAGGGGACCCUGGAAAUAUAAAUAGUUGCUAUAUAGUUGGCUGGGGUGUUACACAGGUGAUUGGUCCGGAUCAAAAACAAAGCAACAAACUUCAGGAAUUGGCAGUUCCUAUUAUAAACCAAACCCUUUGUAAUUCUCCCUACUGGUAUGAUGGUCGGGUAAAGUCAACCAUGAUGUGUGCUGGCUAUGCAGAAGGUCGGAAAGAUGCGUGCAGCGCAGAUUCGGGUUCGCCGCUUGUAUGCUAUGUCGGAAACAGAUGGGUGUUUGGAGGGAUCAUCAGUUGGGGGAUCGGAUGUGCUGCUCCUAGGCACCCUGGGGUUUACACUAGGGUACCAAAAUAUUAUGAUUGGAUUGUGGGUAACACAGAUGUCGCUGGGGAGAAUUAUGUCAUAGAGACCCCAGUACCUACAACACCUUCUACUACAAAAAGAACAACUACCAUACCAUUUGAGGUCACCACUCUAGACCCUGGUCCUAUGGUUUCAAGGCCAUGUGGAGACAGAAAUUUAGACCAGCUCUACAGAACUCGAAUAAUCGGUGGUAAACAGGUUAUCCCUUUGUCCUGGCCAUGGAUGGUGAGCCUAUGGUACGACGGACAACACUAUUGUGCUGGCACACUUAUUAACAACUAUUGGAUCUUGACUGCUGCACAGUGUUUCAGCUACAAUAGAAACGUCCCACGCAAAUGGACAGCAAAUCUCGCCAGACACGACCUAUCAGGGAACGAUCGCCUUCAAAGGCAGAUUAAUUUUGCUGAAAUUAUAUCACACGAGAACUUUACUAACUUCCCAAUCAGUAACGAUAUAGCACUUGUACGACUAGCAACACCAAUAGCGUACAGCACAGGUAUAUUCCCCGCUUGUAUACCAUAUAUCGACCCAUUUGCUCCGGCUCUGAGGUAUGGAGAUCCUGACAAUAGGUUCCAGUGCUUUAGUAUGGGAUGGGGAAUUUAUAGUGCUAGGCAAUUUUCUACGUACAGCAAUGUCAUAAGACAGGUACAGCUUCCAAUUUUGAAAUCCAGUCUCUGUAAUUCAACUAACUGGUACAACGGUAAGGUAUCGAAUGAAAUGCUUUGUGCUGGAUAUGCAAAUGGUGGAAAGGACACGUGCACGGGCGAUUCAGGUGGUCCUUUGAUUUGUAAUCUACACAAUAGAUGGCAACAAGCAGGGAUAACUAGUUGGGGCGGCGUGUGUGCCCAAGCACGUCAACCAGGCGUUUACACUCGAGUGGCUAGCUACACUUCAUGGAUUAAUGAGACAAUGUAUAGAAUAGAUGCACUAAUGAACACGCCUUAGUUGUACAAAAAUUGUAGAACACUCAUAAUGACUGUACAUACAUGU